GGGGUCCAUCCAUCCUUCCUCACACGCUCCAUGCUUCCCAAGUCGUGUCCGCCCAAAGGCGACAGCAUUUAUUAGGCUCACCAGCCGCAUCGUUUCGAGAACGGCCACCUCUCCACCAUUGCAGCCCAGAGCUUUGCUCUUCAUCUCGUCGUACCCUUCUCGUUCGCGAGCAGCCCGACUGCCACGACAGAGCACAACCUGCGGCCUACCGCCUGCGACUCGCUCCUCCCGCCGCAUCACCACCUCGUCCGCUGUUCCUGUGUCAAGAUACCCCUUCCCGCACCUCUUCCCCGACUCUCGUUGUGCUUAACCUGGCUUUGCGGGGCAACUGCUGUCGGCCACGAUGAGUUUCGCCGGAAUGCUCAAUCGCCUCCACGGGCAACCCGAGAGCUAUGACAAAAAAUCCAAGUACAGAUUCGGUCGAACUCUCGGUGCUGGCACGUACGGCGUCGUGCGAGAAGCCGAUGGGCCGACCGGAAAGGUGGCAGUAAAGAUCAUUCUGAAGAAGAAUGUCAAAGGCAACGAACGCAUGGUGUACGACGAGCUUGACAUGCUUCAAAGGCUGAAGCACCCUCACAUCGUCAAAUUCGUCGACUGGUUCGAAUCGCGGGACAAGUUCUACAUCGUUACGCAGCUAGCUACUGGAGGCGAGCUAUUCGACCGCAUUUGCGACCAGGGAAAGUUUACCGAAAAGGAUGCUUCGCAAACGAUCAAGCAGGUGCUUAGCGCUGUCGAUUUCCUCCACGAAAACAACGUCGUCCACAGAGGUGCGCCGAUGCCGUUCUGCGUGCUGGCAUGCUCUUUGCUGACGUCCUUGUUCAUAGAUCUCAAGCCCGAAAACCUCCUGUACUUGACUAGGGAACUCGAGUCGGAUCUGGUCUUGGCGGAUUUCGGCAUUGCUAAGACCCUGGAUAGCAAGGAAGACACCCUCAAGACCAUGGCCGGCUCCUUUGGCUACGCCGCGCCCGAGGUCAUGGAGCAAAAAGGCCACGGCAAGCCUGUCGAUAUGUGGUCUCUUGGCGUCAUCACCUACACUCUGCUUUGCGGCUAUUCGCCAUUCCGCAGCGAAAACUUGCGGGACUUGCUUCACGAAUGUACAUCGUCGCAAGUUGUUUUCCACGAGCGCUACUGGAAGGAGGUGAGCGAAGACGGCAAGGACUUUAUCCUCAAACUGAUUGUGCCGGAACCCGAACAGAGAUGGACAAGCAAGCAAGCACUGGGUCACAUCUGGUUGACAGGCAAGAACGCAACCGAGCACGACUUGGUGCCGGAGCUGCUCAAGGGACGCGAGGUCAGGCGCAAGUUCAAGCACGCCGUUCUGGCUGCGAGUCUGCAAAAGAGGAUCGCGGAUCUGAAGGAGGCGGACUCGGACUCCGACAACGAGAUGAGGGACGCCGAGCAAGCCAUCCCCAGCGCGUUGUCUUCAUCUCUAUCGAAGCCCGAAGCGAAGACUGCCUCCCUGAGGGACAAGAUGGGCGGCGCCAUGUUUCGUGAAGUGGUGCUCGCGAAGCUCAAGGAUGAGAAGCAGAAGAAGGAGGCACUCGCGGUUGAUCAGGAGCUCGAAGAUGAGGCUAGGCGGCGCAGCUUCAAUGGCUCAUCCUCAGCUGCUUAGGCAUCGUUGUGUUGCUGCGUUGCUUUCUAUGCGGUUUCUUGCAUUGGUUCGUUCUAUUAGCCCGUUGUGCCGAACCGAAAUCGGCUCGUCGUGGUAAGAAUUCUUUCUGGGCCACGUUCAUCUUCACUACCUGAUUGUAUCUCCUGGAAGAUUUUGUUCUUUGACCUCAUGGCCCCUCGCCCACCGCACUCUUCGAGACACGUCCCAGGGAGCCUAUCUGGUAGCCUGAGAUGUAUCAUUGGAAAAUAAACCUGAUUAUACGUCACUCGAAGUUUGAAAUUUGACCUGCCGAAACUACGAGAAUACGAUGAGAAGUCGAGGCGCCAUGUCCCGUGACAAAAGGGGCGAUUUAAGCUCCGUAUUUUUGUUUAACACUAUUCUGCUCAUCUAUCGUUCAGGCAUGGCUUGGUCGUUACAUCAGUGAUAGUACAAAGCUGGCAUGCAACCGCGCGUGAAGCGCGACGGCCGCAAUGCGGAAAGGCAGGGUGAACAGCCGGGCCCCCCCUCCCAAACGUGGGCUUCAAUGUAUAGGUUCGAAGCGAGCAAAGAGGAACUGUGGCCAUGCUAUCUGCAAGGAAUACGACCAGAAACAGAAGAGAGCAUGCAUGAACAAGCCUGCCUUGCACGGACGACCUUGAUGAUGUCGUGUGGACAGAGAUGGUGGGAGUGAGCGGUCGCACGCGAACGAGGCGUUCGGUCGACGAUGGAGGGUCAGGAAUUGAGCUCAGCCAGGACGUUUUCGCAGAGAUUUUGGUAUUUCCUGGCGUCGAAGCGACGCCGUCGCCAGCCGCAGGCGCGUAGCCGCUCGAUGCGAGUGCCAAUGUCGACAGGUUCGGAUGCGGAGGAUUGGCCCUGGCCUGACUCCAGCUCUCCAUCCAGCGUCGCCAUGUGCUUUUCGAUUUGACACCGGAUGCUUGCAAGUACAACGCGGUACUGGGGCCCGAAAGUGUCCUGGCAGCAAAGGGGGUCCUCCACCGACUCGUCUUCCCGGAUCAGCUCGGGUGUCGCAGUCAACGGCAAGGGCUCUUCUUGACACUCUGACAUGUUGUGGCCAUGCUUCAGGAUCGAUUCUGGGUAGAACGGCUCGGGUGAGGAGCGGCCCAACCAGUCGUCAAAACCCAAGGUGGGGGAGUCUGGCCGAAUAUAGGGCUCCAUGAUGGGCACGUCGCGGAACGCAACCCUCUUCUUCUUGCGUUUCCCCGCAGGUGAGGAACCUUUGGAUGGUGAGCAGCCGUCAAUGGUAGAGCUGGCGGACAAUACGGGCGACGCCACUCUGGUCGGGGUGCUUGGUGGGGAGGAGUCGUCCGUGCU
Molecule: messenger RNA, 2923 nt
Organism: Purpureocillium takamizusanense
Lineage: Eukaryota; Fungi; Ascomycota; Sordariomycetes; Hypocreales; Ophiocordycipitaceae
Gene: CMK2
Product: Calcium/calmodulin-dependent protein kinase
Exons: 5
Coding region: 344-1612 (422 amino acids)
Biological process (GO): cellular response to oxidative stress; protein phosphorylation
Molecular function (GO): calcium/calmodulin-dependent protein kinase activity; ATP binding
Source: RefSeq, a predicted model, not a curated record